Spirometra erinaceieuropaei is the source of this 231-nucleotide messenger RNA. The record is from the annotation of a GenBank genome assembly. Lineage: Eukaryota; Metazoa; Platyhelminthes; Cestoda; Diphyllobothriidea; Diphyllobothriidae.
AUGGAGAAGUAUAAAAAGAGCCAGAAGAAAAAGGAGGAGAAUAAGAAGGCGAAGAAGAAGCAGAAGAAGAAGAAGAGAAAUAUGUGGAGGAAAUGGAAAAAGAAAAAUAUGGCGGAGAAAAAGAAGAAGAAGAAGAAGAAUAAGAAGAAGAAGAAGAAAAAGAAGAAGAAGGGGGAGAAGAAUAAAUCGAAGACGAAGCAUCAGAAGAUGAAGAAGAGGAAAAAGUGGUAG